Messenger RNA from Macrobrachium nipponense, 3299 nucleotides. RefSeq lists its product as uncharacterized. The record is from RefSeq and is a predicted model, not a curated record. The transcript is spliced from 12 exons. Bases 151 to 2763 code for a protein of 870 amino acids. Lineage: Eukaryota; Metazoa; Arthropoda; Malacostraca; Decapoda; Palaemonidae.
ACCGCAGUCCUCGGGAGACAAGAAUCACCUCUGGACAGAAGGUUUAUUAACUACGCUGGUAUUGAGCCGUUCCGUCACAGCUGGUUGAUAGUUGAUGGUGUAAUAAAAAUAAAAGACAAUAACACUUCCCACGACAGACUAAGAGAAACUAUGGGAAACAGGUCAUCCAAAAGAAAGCAGUUCGCUGACCCUUUGUCAGGAUCUUCAGAUUUCGUCAAAGCUGUGAAUUUCGUGUCCAACGAAGCAGCAGCUCAGAACGCAGCUUCCUUAGUUGAGAGAUGGGAAGCUUGGCAGCUGAGCGUCCAUUCAGAGGUGCUGCAGAAGAUGAGAGAAGAUUAUAUCUAUAGACCCAACAGCUUUCUCUUGAAUCUCUUGACGUUGUCCCUUCAGUUCUACAAGAAUUUUCCCAGAGAGAAACCUUCGAUCUUCAAGUACAUGAGAGACCGCGAGAGUGUUCUUGGAGAGAAUCUAUCUCAGUUUCGGAGACACGUUCUAUACACAAAUGGUUACGAGGAAAUAUGUGGCAGUCACAUACUUUAUUUCCCCGAGGACGACCCUUACCCUGAACUAUGUAAUCGCCAGGUAUAUAUUGUGCAAGAAAACAUAGAAGUUUACCCUGAAGACAUGUUCGAAGAAUUACAACGUGCUGAAAAAGACAGUGAUGAAACAGUGUUCAGAUUUUGCUCCGAAUCUUCAAGGAAACACGUCGGUUAUGUUAGAUUACGCAGCAUCGAUGCCUGCCGAGAGCCUUCUUCCCACGACGAUAUCUACGGCGAGUUACACCUCGAUCCAAGCCUCAGUCCUAGGGGUACCUCCAGAGAUUCCGGGAUAUCCGUCCACGGCGAGUGCUCCGCUACAGAAGAGGAAAGGAAAUCGAAAGGCGACGACGAGCUCGAACAUCUGAGGAAGAAGUUGGCCGCCAUUGACGAAUGCAGCGAAGAAUGCGUGGAGGACGACCCCCCCGAGAGUGAGGAAGCCACCAAAGUGUCCUUGAAACGUCGGUGGUCGAAGGUGUCGGUGUCCCUCAAGGAGAAAUACCUCCACGGCUCUGACGAUCAACAGCCCAGCGGUUCUUCGAAUGACAGAGGCGAAGAAGGAGAGGAGUCCCUACAACAGCCCACCAUAAGUGUUCUGAUUCAUCCGAGGUGUUUCACGAAUCGCAGGAUCGUCAUAAGACAAAAGGGCGAUGUCUACGGCACUCAGACGCAGCGAGAGACGAGGACUUACUUGUUGUCGGAGAGAUAUUACGAUCGUUUCAAAGAUGACUUCGAAAAUUUGGUGAAAAUCAUGGACAAGGAGCAUUUACUCUCGAACGACCUCAUGGAAUUACACGCAGCUCUUGUCACUAAUGAGAUGAUAAUAAAGAAUAUAGGACCGAGAGUUAAAACGGAGUUCAUUCCAACAGUCGAGAUGAAGUCUUGGCCCUUGUGUGCUUUUGAAUGGAGAUUGAGGGAAAGGAGAACGCUGUCGGAUCCAGUGAAUAAGACCAUGUACAGGUGGCCGAAGAGCGAAACCAUUACGCAAGUGUUAAAACUCGGAUGCAACCUUGUGCCUCUCGGUCACCACAGCGACUUCGAACAAAAUCCAGCCAGAGUGAUCGAGUGGCAGAUUCAGUUCGCGAAGGCAGAGCAACUCCUCAUGAAGACCCUCGGACACACACAGAUUCGACUUCUGCUGAUCGUGGAACACCUGCUGAGAGACAGUCGGGAGGAAGUGUCGCGCCUUAGCCUCCAAAUCUACCGCCAUCUCGUCUUCUGGAUGUGCGAGCACAACUUCCGGGACUGGCAGGAAGAGAGACUGGGGACCAAAGUGAAAUCCUUUCUGAAGUUCUUUUACAGUUGUCUGAGGAAAAGGAAUCUGCCCCAUUAUUUCAUCAAUAAAUGUAAUCUUCUUGAAACUCUCCCCGAACAGAGCUUGAGAAGAACUCAGGUUCUUUUGAGAAACAUGAUGGACAACUUGCCCCUCUACUUAAUGCACACGAUCACAAGGAUGGGCACAGAGGACGAGUACUACGAGAUCAUCAGCGCUGAAGAGAUCUACGACAUCGUCGCUCCAACAAAGUUCACUAUUGCGCAUAUCCUUCCCAUGCUCUUACUGCGCAAGGGGGAUUCUUCUGUUGCUCAUUCGGGCAGCGAUGGUGAGGACGAAACCAAUGAUAUCCAUCACCUUCAACUAAAGAUGGAGUUGCACCGUCUUCGCGAGGAACGCGCGAAGAAAAAACCCUCCAAGUCGAAGAAUGUGUCCUUCAAGGACGAAACCAAACCGAAGCCCCGGAGAGGCGCGAAGACGAACACAAAGACGAAGACGAAAACUGAGUCGACGAUCGACCUGUCUCCGAAGCGGUUCAGCGCGGAAAAGAUCCGGUCGGAGAGGCUAGUCACUCUUUUCGCCUAUCAUUUCGUCGGCAUGGCGCACUCGUCCAACGAAUUCGAGUGCUAUUCCCAAGCCUUCAUGUACCACCUCCUGGCCAAGACUUUGGUGACUCUCUUGGAGGAGAUGAAGAGGAAAGUUGGUCAGGAUUUAAAGCAGAAGAUAAGCCACGAGAGAAAGGUUUGCCUGGAGGGCAUCCAGGGGCUUCUGAAAGAUAACUGGGUCAUGUCAGAUGCCGGGGACAUCAUGUCGACGGCCAUUCACGUUUCUGGGUUUAUUUCCGAAAUGAAUACUACGCAAGAAGCAGAACCCGCGCCCGCGCAAAGAAACACCUUCCCUCUUCGUUCAGGUUCAUCCUCUUCGUCAGAGUCUAUAGAAGAAAGUCAUCUUUGAUCCGUUUAUUCUUAUGAUCACCUUCUUCAUCUCCUAACACCUCCACGUUUGUUACGGGCUGCUGUGAAGCAAGAGCCCGUGCCAGCACAAGGCUGGCUUAAUCUAACGACGAACUCUACGCGCAUAACAUGAUUGACACGGUCUAAAAGACUAUUGGCUUGGACGUUAUUCACGUAUUCUUAAUUUUAGAAAUUCACUAUUUUUUUAUAUCCAACGCCUUUCCAGGCUAACAUGCUUUAUACAGAAGUCUUUAUAAGCCUUUAUUUGACAUUCUCCGCUUUUUAUACACGUUUUCAUGAUCUAUUUUUUUCUGUAAUAAUCACAAAAAAGUAUGGAAUGAAACACACCUUCUAGUCAGUAGUAUUAACUAGUCUACCUUCCAUACCGUAAGAGAAUAUUGUCUGUGAAAUACAAAUCAACAUUGUAAGACAUUCUUUAUUUAACACAAAGUCUUAUUUAUUUUCCCUGUUUUCCAUUAUUCCUGAUUUGUAGUCAGCUGAGCUCCCGAAAAUGUACCAAUUAAAGGUAGAAAUAUU